Molecule: messenger RNA, 399 nt
Organism: Impatiens glandulifera
Lineage: Eukaryota; Viridiplantae; Streptophyta; Magnoliopsida; Ericales; Balsaminaceae
Exons: 1
Coding region: 1-399 (132 amino acids)
Source: RefSeq, a predicted model, not a curated record
AUGGAAGAAGAAUUUCUUGAAUCAGAAAUCAUUUUCUCCGAAUACCCACUACAUGAAAAAGACGAUAUCCAAAAUGAAGUUGACAUCCGAAUCCAGAUUAUCAAGGAUCCUGCUGCUCCGGUGAAAAUUCCAAGAAAGUUUAAUUCUUUUCCGGUGAGAAUCCCAGAGACGUCUGUACGGCAGAAUUGCUCAUGGCCGACUAAUUUUCCGGCAAGGGAAGAUGAAAUCGACGGCGGCGGCGAGAUUGUGCCGCCGCAUUUGAUAAUCGGACAAAGAGUUGUUAGUUCGGAGAAAAUGGCGUUCUCUGUUUGCAGCGGUUAUGGAAGAACACUUAAAGGAAGAGAGUUGAGACAUGUUAGAAAUACAAUCCUCAAAAUGACAGGUUUCUUGGAAACGUGA